Molecule: messenger RNA, 357 nt
Organism: Paramecium tetraurelia
Lineage: Eukaryota; Ciliophora; Oligohymenophorea; Peniculida; Parameciidae
Exons: 2
Source: RefSeq, a predicted model, not a curated record
AUGGACAAUUAAAAUUAUAAAGAAAAUUUAAACUGUCAAUAGAAAUUUCCAAUUUGGAGCUUUUAAGAGUGUAAUAAGACUAGAAUCCUUGCAUUAUACUUAGGAAAGCUACCCAAAAGAAAGGAAAUUAAACGUUUAUUCGAAAGAAGUAGAAGUAUAAGAUAGGUUUAAUCUUUCACUUAUAAUGUUGAGACAUUUGUUUUCAAAACUUAAGUGUCAAAAGUCAUCAUUAAAAAUUAUCAGUAAUUUAUAAUAUCAUAGAUGAUAAUGGGGAAUAAAAAUUUAAUAAAAGAAUCUUAGACUACAUUUUACAGUUAUAUAAAGUGUAUCCAAAGUCUAGUAUUAAUAAUAUACUGA